This is a messenger RNA of Oryzias melastigma (Indian medaka), 552 nucleotides long. Its product is annotated as troponin I, fast skeletal muscle. Gene Ontology annotation, biological process: muscle contraction. The record is from RefSeq and is a predicted model, not a curated record. NCBI's taxonomy places the organism in Eukaryota, Metazoa, Chordata, Actinopteri, Beloniformes, Adrianichthyidae. Gene Ontology annotation, cellular component: troponin complex.
CUCAAAGCUAACAAAGAGAUCGAAGACCUGAAGAUCAAAGUCGUUGACCUGGUUGGAGUGAAGAAGCCCGCCCUGAAGAAGGUGCGUAUGUCUGCUGACACCAUGCUGAAGGCCCUGCUGGGCUCCAAACACACAGUGACCAUGGAUCUGAGAGCCAACCUGAAGCAGGUCAAGAAGGAGACCAAAGAGGAGCCGACAGAAGCUGUGGGUGACUGGCGUAAGAACAUUGAGGACAAAGCUGACAGGAAGAAGAUGUUCGAGUCCUCCUAACUGCACUGCUGCUGUCCGUUUCUUUGUUUCCGUUAUCUCCGCUGCUGGCUGAAGGAGUUGAUUGUUGUAGGUUUUAGUGCUGAAGGACUUGGGCAUGGAAUGUGUCUAUGAGGUUUUUUGCACUUUGUUGGGGUCUGGAGGGAGGAGGAGAAGGUGUGGAGAGUUUCUGAAGGUUCACACACAAACAUAAUGUCUUCAACCAGAUACAGCCACCGGAACAUUCAAACCAAAUAAAAAAUGUCAAUUAACACAAUAAAAUCAGAUCUGGGAGAAAACACAUGA